AUGUCCAAAGAAGUUCAUUCUUUUCAGAGCUACAACGGUUCCUCUAGAGUUGGAGGUAAGGAGCGGGCGGAUUGGAACGAGCAGAGGGAGCUGCGGGAGCUCAACUCCCGCCUGUGGCUCUACGUGUCGCAGGUGCGGGCGCUGGAGGAGGAGAACCGGCGCUUGGCGCACGAGCUGGCGAUGAUAAUUGACUCCCUUGAAGAAGAAAAGCAUUUCUUAACUGCAUCCAUCGCUGAAUACCUAAAAGACUACCACGAGCUCCUGCAGGUGAAAGCCGGUCUCAGCCUUGAAAUUGCCACUUACAGAGCUUUAUUGGAAGGAGAGAGCAGUGAAUGGAUUCUUGUAUGGGAUGAAGAACACGGAAGAAAAUUACCACAAAGUGUCCGGAAUAUGCUUUAUGAAUACAGCUGCCGUCACUCAGCUUAUCAACAGGAGAAAGGAAAGAGGACUUUUCCUGCAAUCCAGUAUGUGGACACACAAUACAAAUCCCCUCCAACAAAAAUGAGCAGUUCUGAAGUUUAUUUGUCUCAAACAAAAACUGGCAGAAUGCAGACAGCUGCUCCAAGGAAGACACUGAGCAGGGACACCUUCCAGACGAGAUAUCAUCCUUCAUCGGCCAUCAAAAAGGAUGCAAGUCACGUGAGAACUUUUACAGAACAGAAGGGGACCCGACCCUUUGUUUCCCCUUAUGUUGUUAGCCAAAAGAGCGAAGCUCAGUGGGGGACAGUACCUGAAAGAAGCAAAAGAGAAGCUGGAACUACUGUUUCAUUUACGAAAGAAUCAGCAACUGUCCAGAAAGAAACAAGUCCACGGAUUUCUGAAAAUGUGAGAAAUGGAGAUCUGUCUGCCUUUUCGUCUUACAACCUACGCUCUACGUCAGACCAAACUAAAGACGAGAGGCCCAUAGGAAGAACUCAUACAGCAAAUGAAAAGAUGAGUGAUGAAGAAGUAGUGAAGAAGGAAACAUCUGUGUUGCUAGAACGAAGGAGGACACAGGAAGGGUUGGCCGACGAAAGAAGACCUUCUGACACUGAGAAGGUUAGUGAAAAAUCAGCUCCAGUAGGAAGAAAUGCUAAUGUUGAACAGAGAAGUGAAAUUAAGCAAGGCCUUCAAGAGAACAAGCACACCGUGCAAGAACCUAGCAUUGUAGAAAAGAGAAAAGAUGACAAGUUCAUAGAGCAUAAAACACCCCAAGGUGGAAACUACAUCAGAUGGGAAGAACGUAUUAGAAUGGAUGUAUCAGAAAAAAGUCUUCCAGCAGAUACAAAGGUGGAGGAAAGUCAUUCAUUUCAAAAUAAAAAUGUGAGUGUAACAACACAGAGCAAAGAAACUUCUGAGAUCCGCUCAGACAUCCAUAAUCGUGAGAGCACAAUGAAGAGCAAGAACAUAGAAAUAACAUUAGAAGAUGUGAAGUCUACUGUAGGAAAUCAGAAGCGUGAAUCUGCAUUUAAACCCACUGGAGAAUCUAAUCAAGAUGAAGUAGGUGAGGAAGCAAGCUCCAAAAUGGGGACUUUCGUUACGGAAAGCAUAGCAGAAAAUAUCGUUUCUGACAUUCUUAAAGAUUUUGUGCCGAAAUCUUCUGACCCACGGCUGCCCUCUGCUACCUUUGAAAAGAAGGAUGUUUCUGAGGGUGAGAAGGUGAACACAAAGACCAACGUACAGGAUACUGUUCAAGAUGAUCCAAAUGCUUCUGAUUAUUUUGACUUGGUAGGUUUCUUAAAGAGAGAUGCUAAAAAGGUGCUUGAAGAUCAUAAAGGAACUCGACAAAAAGAUGUCACAGGAGAUGCUGUUGAUGCUAAGGUGGAAGGCAAAUUAAGAAGGACUGUUCAAGUUGAGAUUGUUGAGGAGCCAUUGGGACCUACAGCUGACGAAAAGGUGGAAUUUCCAACGCCUUUUGAAGUAGAGGAAGCAGAAGACACAUUGUCUGGUGUGGCACAACAUCCAGACUAUUGUGAUGAAGGAGAAGCUACCACAAGCACAGCUAAGGGUCUUAAAGAGAAGCAACCCAGUGUUGUUGUGUCCCAUGUAGAAGAAUUAGCUGAGGGGGAUGACGAAGUUGAUGAAGGAAAGUACUAUGUAUCUACUCCAGAUGAGCACCCCUUAGGUCAUGAACAAGAUAAAAACUCUGUAUAUGGUCAGAUCCAUAUAGAGGAAGAAUCAACAGUUAAGUACUCCUGGCAAGAUGAAUUUUUGCAGGGGUCUCAAACAAGAAUAAAUGAAAGCCUGGGCUCACCAGAACUGGUUUACCAGGUGAUGGGGGGAGAGUCAGGGGCCUAUAUUUCCAAAGAGGAGGCUCCAAAGGAACAGGUGGCACGAGCAGAAACAAUUGUUAUUGAGAAAGAGAUUAAAAUCCCGCAUGAAUUUCAAGAUUCAAUAAAAGGUCUCUUAUCUCGGGAGUCGAAGGACCCUAAACAUCAGUUGAAAGAAGCCCUGGAAAAGCUUGAAGACACGCUUCCAGAAAGUGUAAAACAGGAACUCUCUGUAUUAACAAAAGAAAGCGAGGCUGAUUCCAGUAAUGUGGAAGUAGAUAUUAGAAAAGUAGAGCGCACCAAAGAAAGGGGAUUGGUUACCUUAGUGGCGGAAGUCAACCUGUCCCAGACGCUAGACUCUGAUCAGUUCGACAUGGAAUUUCUUGGCGAGGGUGUGGCUGAUGCAACAAAAUUCCCAACAGAAUCAUUUGGUAAUGAUGGUUUGGAGGAAUACAGGAAACAAGAGCCAGAAGGCCACGAUGAUGGUAGAAAUAAAGUUCGAGUAGAUGUUUCAUCCACACCUUGGACCGUAGAAGAGUUUUCUAGUUCAGCCAAACUAAGUGGGCCUGAUGGCACAGAGCAUCUUUCCGGUGAACAACAUAUUUAUCAAGGCCCAGUUUUCAAAAGCGCAGAAGCCAGUAGUGGAGGAGAUGAACAGCUUCCACAAAUGUCCUUCGAUAUCAACCGACGAAUAAAGCAAAUUGUAAUCUCCCCAACAGAAGUUCACAGAACGGAGCAUGUCUUUUAUGAAGGUCCUGUUGCUGGAGGGUCUCAGUUUGGUGGGGAAGACUUUGCCACAGGAACAUCAGCAGAUGUCAGCCAAAGCUUUAAGGAAUUCAGACAUGGCCCUGAAGAAAUUCAGACGACAGAAACAAUAAUUUUCAGGGGCCCUGUUCAUAAAACGGUCGAAGUGAGUAGUUCUGAAAGCCCAACGCAGACACAGUUUUCAACAGAUAUUAAGUCCUCUGAACGCAUCUCACGGGGUUCAACACAAAUAGUUGAAGAAGUUGUUUUUGAGGGGUCAGCUUCAGAUCUGCCUUCUAGAAAUAGCAGUGAGGCUGUUUUUCAGGUGAAAGGGCCGGCAGAAACCAGCAGGUCAGUAAGGCACAUCCGAAUAGAUCCCAAAGAAGUACAUAGUGAACACAUUGUAUACGAAGGUCGCUUUCCUGGUGUUGUGGAGCUGAGCACCAGUGGAGAUCGUGUUGUGGCCGAAGAGUCCGUAAGACAUAUUAGGAUAGGACAGCAAGAAACCAGAAUGUCCGAGCAAACUAUGUCUAAAGAGUCUCCCACAGAAACAAAUGAACCCAGUAUCAAGGAUGGAGUGCUAGAUACCAGUACCACCAUCAGACAUAUCAAGUUAAGUCCAAAGGAAUUUGUGACAGAGCAGAUUGUUUUUACAGGGCCUGCCUUGGAACGGCACCUGGAGUUCGGUGGACCAAGACAGGAUUCUCCUACAGGGUCAGUAAGGCACAUUAAGUUAGGGCAGGCAGAAGUUCAGAGUGGUGAACAUGUUGUCUACCAUGGUUCUGCUCCAGAAUCUUCUGGUAUCCGUUCUCCCGGAGAAGAGGUACUGGAGGAAGGAAGCCCCAUAGAAAUGAGUAGAACAACACAGCACAUCCGACUGAGCUCCAGUGAAAAACCUGCCAAGCAGAUUGUCUUCCACGGCCCCGUUUCUGAAACAGUACGAGUGAGCACUGCAGAACCUUCUCCAACAGAUGGGCCCUCAGAAAGUAGCAAGCCUGUUGGGCAUAUAAAGAUAGGAGCCAAAGAAACGUCUUUUACUUUUCAGAUGGAUGUGACCAAUGUGGCCGGGGGAGGACAAGAGGCUACAGUUUUCAUACCAGGCAAAAAGGAAGCAGAGGCUGAUUCAUCAGACAGGAGCACAAAAGAUGGCCAGAAAGAAAAUGAAAAUGACCAAGCAUCGGAGGAGUUGACCUUUCAUCAAAGUGUUCAACUCCAAAGAAUGGUAGACCAAAGAUCAGUGAUUUCUGAUGAGAAGAAAAUUGCCCUUCUCUACCUAAAUGAGGACGAGGGUGAAGAAGAUGAUGAUGGACCUUGGUUCUGAAAACUAAGAGUUUCAGCAUGCUUAAUCUAAGAAUUCAAUUGUCGUUUCCCGACUCUGAAAAAAAGGGACUCCUCCAUAACUUAUCCAUGAACGGGGAACUGAUGUUUUUCAACAUAGGUUUUCUGAUUUCAGCAGUAUUUUUUAGCAGGAUUUGUUAGAUGUGUGUGUAUUCACUUACCAAAUUAUGACACGAUUUCUCUUUUGGUUUAUGCUGUGGAAUGUAAAAGACGGUCCCUUCCCCUCCCCUUUAAAAAAGUUAUUUCCCUUUC
Pogona vitticeps (central bearded dragon) is the source of this 4583-nucleotide messenger RNA. The record is from RefSeq and is a predicted model, not a curated record. NCBI's taxonomy places the organism in Eukaryota, Metazoa, Chordata, Lepidosauria, Squamata, Agamidae.